Molecule: messenger RNA, 498 nt
Organism: Ruditapes philippinarum (Manila clam)
Lineage: Eukaryota; Metazoa; Mollusca; Bivalvia; Venerida; Veneridae
Product: thrombospondin type-1 domain-containing protein 1-like
Exons: 2
Source: RefSeq, a predicted model, not a curated record
AGCAUAUAAUCAGAAUGAACAGGAACGUUUUUCUUGUUGCUUUUUGAAAAUAUAUUUUGCACAGGCAUUUAAAAUUACACAUUUUAGCAGUAUUAUUGAUUUGGCUACUUGUAUUUUUAUCAAAUACAUGUUCUUAAAAUUAAGAAUGUGUAAACAUGACAAUACCCGAAAACGGAAGGGUCCUUGGCAAUAUUAUGAAGGUUGGGGCAAAGAUCAGGUACAUAUGUGAAAACGGAUACAAACUGAAGGACAAUAGGUAUACAUCUGUUGCUGAGUGUCUUAACACAGGUCAUUGGAGUGCCAACGCUGAAUGUGUGUUAGUUACUUACACCGGGACGAUCUGGUCUGACUGGAGUUCGUGCAAUGUUUCUUGUGGUGGCGGUAUCAGAACUAGGAACAGAUCUUGCACAGUUCCCACACUUAACAGCAAUGACGUACAAUGCUCACAGGAUGAUCCCGACUUUGAAAGCGAGACAUGCAACAACCAAACUUGUCAUG